AUGGACCUGAAUUUUUACUCCCAUCUUACCGGAGGAAGCGGGCAACCUGAUGGCGAUCCAGAGUUUUUGGAUCCACAGCCGUUCAAUGGAUUUGAUACUGAUAACAAGUUUCCCGGAGGGGGCGAUAACUACCUGACCAUCUCUGGGUCCGGCCAUCCCUUCCUGGCGCCCUCGGAGACCUUCCACACGCCCAGUCUUGGCGAUGAAGAGUUCGAGAUCCCACCCAUCUCGCUGGACCCGGAUUCGUCCCUCACCGUUUCUGACGUUGUGUCUCAUUUCGGGGAGAUGUCGGACGCGAGCCCUUCCGACAGCGUGGCGGUUCCCGGGAACGCCGUGGUGGAAGGCGACGACCCCUCCUUCGCCUCUACUUUUGUUCAUCCCCCGUCUCAAGGUCUGGAGCACCUGAGUUUGGGGGUCAUCAAUCAGUCCGGAGGCGCCUUGCUGGGUUCAUCCCUGGGAAUGGAUUUGGGUCAUCCCAUAGGAUCGCAGUUUAGCGGCUCGUCCCCGGUCGCCAUCGAUGUCCCCCUGGGGGACAUGACCCAAGGACUGCUGGGCUCCAACGUACUGACCACCAUCGAUCAGUCGGAGCUUAGCGCUCAACUGGGUCUCGGGUUGGGGGCCGGGAAUAUUCUGCAGCGGCCGCAGUCGCCGGAGCGCCCGCUGUCGGCCGCGGCGUCACCCACGAACUCUCUGCAUGACGAUGACGUGGACGACUUCCGAAGGAGCAUCCUGGUGGAGUCCCCAGUCUCUCAGACCUACUGUUCCGGCGUCAUCUCUUUGGACUCUGCCGUGGCGCCGCCGUCCGGUCCCAGCGCGGGCACCUCGGCGGGAACCGCCCGGAAAGGAGCGGGCGGCCGGGGUGGCAAGUCGAACAAGAAGAAGGAAGACCCCGGCGAACCGCAGAAGCCUGUCCCGGCAUACGCGCUAUUCUUCAGGGAUACUCAAGCAGCUAUCAAGGGACAAAACCCCAAAGCCACGAUUGGAGAAGUCUCCAAGAUUGUGGCAUCCAUGUGGGACAGCCUCGGAAAGGAGCAAAAACAGGUUUACAAGAGGAAAAACGAGAUAGCCAAGAAGGAUUACUCAAGAGCACUUGCAGAGUACAAAGCCACUCUAAACAAUCAGGUCCCCAUCCAAGUGUUGGACUCGGCGCCGUCGCCGCCUUCACCCGCGCCGCCGCCGGCUCGCCUUACCAGGGCUCAACAGUACAACCCGGAGGAGAACACCAUCACCAACAUCUGCACCUCCAACAUCAUCUUGGACCUGCCUCAGGUCACCACGCGUUCCCGCACGGGCGCCAUCAGACCGCAACCCGCACCCGAAUCCAACCCGCCCACAGUCGCCAAGAUCAUCAUCAAGCAGACGCAGCUGCCCUCCGGCGGCGUGUCGGUCACGGCCGUGCCGGCUCCGUCGGCGCGACAGCCGCCGCCGCUUCAGCAGAUGCAGAGCACGCCGCCGCCGCCCAGGCUUCAGCAGAUGGUGCACGCCCAAGCCCCGCCGCCCCUGCAGGCCAAGCCUCGGGGAGGCGGCGCCGCGGUGUCCGCAGCCCCGCCGCCUCUUCAGAUCAAGGCGGUCCCGUCGGCGCGCCAGCUCGAUCCCGUGGAUACGUCAGAUGCGGGGGAAGUGAUGGAGACAGAAGAAGGGAUGGAGGUGGAGGUGAAAGUGGCUCCCGGGCCUGGCGUCGCGCCCGUCGCCGGCCCGAACAUAUGCGUGCGCAACGGUUGCACCAACCCGGCGGUGGACAGCAAAGACUGGGAUAAAGAGUACUGCAGUAACGAGUGUGUCGCUACACAUUGCCGGGACGUGUUCACGGCCUGGUGCGCCAUCCGAGGACAGAACUCCACCACGGUCACCUAG
Nerophis lumbriciformis (worm pipefish) is the source of this 1854-nucleotide messenger RNA. The record is from RefSeq and is a predicted model, not a curated record. NCBI's taxonomy places the organism in Eukaryota, Metazoa, Chordata, Actinopteri, Syngnathiformes, Syngnathidae.